Siniperca chuatsi (mandarin fish) is the source of this 2574-nucleotide messenger RNA. It is a transcript of the gene poll, whose product is annotated as polymerase (DNA directed), lambda. Lineage: Eukaryota; Metazoa; Chordata; Actinopteri; Centrarchiformes; Sinipercidae. Gene Ontology annotation, molecular function: DNA-directed DNA polymerase activity; DNA binding. Bases 165 to 1868 code for a protein of 567 amino acids. The record is from RefSeq and is a predicted model, not a curated record. Gene Ontology annotation, biological process: double-strand break repair via nonhomologous end joining. Gene Ontology annotation, cellular component: nucleus. The transcript is spliced from 9 exons.
UGUAGAUUUGGGGUAUAAUUCAGAUACAAAUUUUAACAAAACUACGCCAAUUCAUUGACCCGGAAGUGAAACAUUUUAAUCAUAUGUUGUCCGGUUUUCAUGGUUAAGUGUACGUAUGGUUCAAUCUGAACAGGGGCCACUGGCGCCCCCCUUUAAGAGACAAGAUGGAGCCUCGUCACGGGAUUAUGAAAGCCUUUCCCAAAGUUAAAAGAGCCAAAGUGUUAUAUGGAAAGGAUGCUCCCCCAGUAAAGAAGAAACCUGAUGAAUGUGAUGUCACAGGAAACACUUUUAAUGGUGUCACAGUGUACAUCCUGCCUGCUGGAAUAGGAAAUGCCAGAUGCCAGAUCUUCCAAAGACAAAUUCAGCAGAAUGGAGGACGGACGGAGAGUUCACUGUGUCCUAGUGUCACUCAUGUUGUUGUAGAUGACAACAUGGACAUGGACAGGGCUCUGCGCUUACUGAGAGUGGAUUGUAUGCCCUCUGGAGUCCAGCUGCUGAAAUGCACUUGGUUGAGCUUGUGCAUCAGUGAGAAACAAAUGCUGGAUGUUGCCAGCUACAGCCUUCUUUUACCCAAGAGGGAAUCUGAAACACGGCAUGAAAAUAUUAAAGAAGAGUUGCCGAAUGUCAAGCCUGCUGCAGAAACUAUUGCACAGCCUGUGUCUGAUCAAACCAAGCAUGAGGAAACCAUGGACAUGAUAGUCCCAGACACCAAAGAGGAAGUGCAAAGAGAGGAAGACGGGGUCUCUCAGAGUGACCUGGAAGCUCUCAUCACUGGCCAGCACCCCAAAAUGGAGACCUCUGACCCCAGCCUUGACCCUAGUCCAGACUCUGCUGCUCAGAAGGUGGUCUCAGGGAAGUGGGUCUGUGCCCAGUCCUCUCAGUCCAAAACUCAUAACUUCAACAAGCACAUCACAGACAAACUAGAAGUGCUGGCCAAGGCCUACACACACCAGGGGGACAAGUGGAGGGCGCUGGGCUACUCCAAGGCUGUCAUCGCACUGAAGAGUUACCACAAGCCUAUUACAUCAUAUCAGGAGGCUUGUCAGAUCCCAGGAAUUGGAAAACGCAUGGCCGACAAAAUUGAUGAGAUCAUGGAGAGCGGUCACCUGCGGAAGCUAGAUCACAUCGGGGAGGCUGUGCCAGUGUUGGAGCUCUUUAGUAACAUCUGGGGCGCAGGAGCUAAAACUGCACAGCUGUGGUACCAACACGGUUUUCGCACAUUGGAGGACAUCCGCACAAAAGCCCACCUGAGCAACACUCAGAAAAUAGGACUCAAGCACUACGAUGACUUUCUAGACCGGAUGCCCAGAGAAGAAGCAGCAGCAAUUGAGAAAGUGGUGAGGGAUGCUACCCAGGCCAUAGACCCAAACCUGGUGGCAAUGGCAUGUGGAUCCUACCGCCGGAGAAAGGCCACGUGUGGAGAUGUUGACAUACUUAUAUCUCAUCCUGAUGGCAAGUCCCACAAGGGCAUUUUCAGCAAAGUGUUACAGAGCCUCCAUGAAAGUGGGUUUUUGACAGACGACCUGGUGAGCCACGAGGAGAAUGGAGAGCAGAAGAAGUACUUGGGUGUGUGCCGUUUGCCAGGACCCAGCCACCGCCAUCGCAGGCUGGACAUCAUCGUAGUGCCCUACAAUGAGUUUGCCUGUGCUCUCAUGUAUUUCACCGGGUCGGCACACUUCAACCGCUCAAUGAGAGCCCUGGCAAAGACAAAAAACAUGAGCUUAUCAGAGCACUCACUGAACAAAGAUGUGGUGCGACAGGGUAACUUGAAGGUGUAUGGCGGCACUCCACUCGCUACACCGACAGAGAAGGAUGUUUUUAGUCUUUUAGGCAUACCGUACAGAGAGGCUCAUGAAAGGGACUGGUGAUGAUUUGCCAGUCACCAAGCCAAUCACAAUGCCUUGUCUGGUUUUAUGGUGAUGAUGAUGAAUGAUCGACAAUGGAAACUGCUCAAAAAACAAAUUUUAAGGAUGUUUUUACUGCUCCACAGAUCAUGCAAGAUCCCUGUUUGACUUGAAUGCUAAUUUUACUUUACAGAUUAAAGGUUGGGUUAACUCAAGUCUCAAAACCAACAUAUCUUCUCACUUAACCCUAGUUGUAUCUGUCCCUACAGAUUGUUUAAGUGGUAUGUGCCGAGGUUUUGAGAUGUCCAUUUCUAAAACUUCUGCUACCACCCCAAUACAAUACAAUGAAUGGGAUUUUGUUGUAGGGUCCACAGCCUUUAAAAAUUAUAAUUUUUAUUUUGUGCGGACGGUUUCUUCAGCAGAAGGUAGUUGGAUUAAGCUGAGUAACUAAGAACAUUGUUAAAAAAGAAGCUGCUGUUAGAUUGUACAAAUGUCAAUUUGUAAAACUUCCAUUAUACAAGACUGGCAGCAAAAAUUUCAAAGGUGAAUAUCUCAAAACAGUUAAAUCCAAAACUAUCUGCAGGGCUAGAUACCACUAUAGGUAAGUGGAAAAGUGUGUGAUUUUGCAAGUAGAGUGAACUGGCACAUUUUACUAUAGGAUAUGCUUGACACUGUAUAUUUUAUGAAAGCUGAGUAAUAAUAAUAAAACAUACUAAAGGGUCAUAGCAAA